CUGAAACUGGAAUUUCUUGUUACUGUUAACAUGGUUUACAUAAUGUGGGUUGUGAAUAUCACUUAAAUUUGUCAGUUUGCCUGAGAGUCUAUUGAUUCUAUAUUGUUGACGCCAGCUGAAUAUGGUCUCUGUUAACUGGAUUUUAUAUAGUGUAACAAAACUUUCCUGUUCUAAGUAUAAACAAGAACUUCCAUUUGAAAAGGACUCCUAGGAGUUGAAGCUGAGGCAUUCAAUGCAGGAAACAGACUUCAGAGAGAAAGACGAGAUGCAGAAUCUGUGCGUUACAAAUAGGGGAACAGAGCACUGUUGUGGGGACCACAGACAGAGACUGGAGUUGUUCUGCCAGGAGGAUGAGGCCUUUAUCUGUGUCCUGUGUGUUCCCAGGCAUUCAUGUCACAGUUUUGUGUUCCUGCACGAGGCAGUCAGUAUGUAUAAGGACAAGCUGAAAACAUCAUUGUCAUCCCUGGAACUAAAAGUCAGAGAUCUUAAAGAUUUACAAACCAAGAAUGAGACUGAAUUCCUGGAGAUACAAGAACGUGCUGUUAAUUUGGAAAAAUACAUUGCAGAAGAGUUUGUUCAACUGCACCAGUUUCUCCGUGACAAGGAACAAAAACUCAUUUAUCAACUUAACAGCAAAGCAUCAGAAAUUCUGAAAGAGACAGAAGAAAAUCUUGAAUGCAUUAAGACUGGCAGUACAGAAAUCCACUCAGCAGUAUCUGAUAUUAACUUGGAAAUCAAAACAGAAGUAGAGGUUCUGGAAGAGAGAAAUGAUGACACAGACUAUCUGACAACCACUGAGGAAUCAGUGUCUGGUGACACAUCAGAACAUGGAAAACACAAAGCUAAUGGAAUUCUAUCAGCUCCAGAAUCCUUUGAGGAUGUUGCUGUUACUUUCUCAGCAGAGGAGAUGAAGAUGUUAACAAAACAAGACAAGGAGCUUCAUAAGGAAGUGAUGUUAGAGAACUAUGAAACCUUAGUUUCAGCAGGUUACAAGAUCCCCCCAGAGGCAUUGUUAGUGCUACUUAAAGAAGAUAAUGCUGAGCUGCGAGUGAAUGACCAGGAGGGGAUAAACAGAACAGAACACAAGAAUAAUUUUAAGGAAAAACCCGACAGCAAUGGGAGCAGAGACUGGAACAUUUACUGGAGUCAUCAGCCAUCACUUGGAGUAUCUGUAUUACAUUAUCCUACAGAGAACCUGCAGCACUCUGUUCAAACUCUGAAGGGCUCCGACAAGCAUCCUGUUAUACCUAUAGCACAGCUUCAUCCAGGAAACACCUGCAACAUGAACGCUGAAUGUGACCAAAGUUCUGUAGUACAGCAAUGUCCAUUAGUACGCAGGAGAGCUCACAAAGAAAAGAAACCAUAUAACUGUCCUGAAUAUAAUAAGUGUUUUGGACUAAGACAUAACCUAGUAAUACAUGAACGGACUCACGUGAGGGAGAGACCAUAUAAAUGCCCUGAAUGCAGUAAGUGUUUUAUAGAAAGAAGAGCUCUAAUAAGCCAUGAAAUGACCCACACAGGGGAGACACCAUAUAAAUGUUCUGAAUGCAAUAAGUGCUUCAGACAACGGGGGGCUCUAGUAAUACAUGAAAGGACUCACACGGGGGAGAGACCAUAUAAAUGCCCUGAAUGCAAUAAGUGUUUCAGACAAAGGGGGGCUUUAGUAAGACAUGAAAGGACACACACUGGGGAGACACCAUAUAAAUGUCCCGAAUGCAAUAAGUGUUUCAGACAAAGGUGGAAUCUAGUAAUACAUGAAAGGACUCACAUGGGGGAGAGACCGUAUAAAUGCCCUGAAUGCAAUAAGUGUUUCAUAGAAAGAAGAGCUCUAAUAAGCCAUGAAAGGACUCACACAGGGGAGACACCAUAUACAUGUUCUGAAUGCAGCAAGGGUUUCACAACAACUAGUAACCUUAGACGUCAUCUGUUAGUUCACAAAGAAAAGAAACCAUAUACAUGUCCUGAAUGCAGCAAGGGUUUCACAACAACUAGUAGCCUUAGACGUCACCUGUUAGUUCACAAAGAAGAGAAAUCAUUUAAAUGUCCUGAAUGCAAUAAGUGUUUCAGACAAAGGGGGCAUCUAGUAACGCAUGAAAUGACUCACACAGGGGAGAGACCAUAUAAAUGUCCUGAAUGCAAUAGGUGUUUCAGACAAAGGGGGACUUUAGUAAUACAUGAAAGGACUCACACAGGGGAGACACCAUAUAAAUGCCCUGAGUGCAAUAAGUGUUUCAGACAAAGGGGGACUUUAGUAAUACAUGAAAGGACUCACACGGGGGGGAGACAAUAUAAAUGUCCUGAGUGCAAUAAGUGUUUCAGGCAAAGGUGGACUUUAGUAAUACAUGAAAGGACUCACACAGGGGAGGUAAAUUAGAGGAAAGAAAAAUAUUUUCACAGGAAAAACUGUCAGAAGCUUCAAAUAAAAAUUUGCAUUCAUUAAUACAACAGACUUUUGAAAAACA
Messenger RNA from Protopterus annectens (West African lungfish), 2462 nucleotides. Its product is annotated as zinc finger protein 436-like. Lineage: Eukaryota; Metazoa; Chordata; Ceratodontiformes; Protopteridae. The transcript is spliced from 6 exons. Bases 233 to 2374 code for a protein of 713 amino acids. The record is from RefSeq and is a predicted model, not a curated record. Gene Ontology annotation, biological process: regulation of transcription by RNA polymerase II. Gene Ontology annotation, molecular function: DNA-binding transcription factor activity, RNA polymerase II-specific; zinc ion binding; RNA polymerase II cis-regulatory region sequence-specific DNA binding.